GCUUGUUGAAAAGAAAGAGAUGCUUUCCUGAAAGACUUGGAGUAGCUCUCCUCUGCGCGAAGCUCACCGUUUUGGGGCUUGGCAGUGAGUGAUGACUACAGCACGGGCAACUCAAGUCUAGCUUUAGCAUUCUGGCACACAUACACACACACACUGAAAAACACAGAAAGAGAGAGAGAGAGAGAGAGAGACAGUGGAUGUCACAAAUCAACCGUGGCAAGUGCAGUUUUUCGACUUGGAAGAAGCAGGAUAAUGCUAAUGAGUUAAAAGAAGAGAUCAGCUUCAUAUGGAUUUAUCUGUCUGAUUGUAAUCUGAUGUGAUCCUACUUGUUUUGGAAGAUCACACAUUGCACAACAGGAUCUGAAUUGCACCUAUCCUGCUUGAACAAAAAUCAAUUUGCUGGGACUUUGCAUUCGGAAAGAACUGAUGUUAAAGUUUGUGCAUCUUGUUUUUAAUCUUUAAUCAAGAAAAAGGAAAGAAAAACAACUAAUGGCUAUCAAACAUUUUAAUUGUACUCAUAAAGAGUGCACUUAGGUAGCUCACUCACUUCGGAGCGUCAAUACAAUACCUGGAUUACCCUUUUGACUGCCUAGUGAACCCGUGUGAAAUCACCGCGGAGGAGGUACGGCGGGGGGCCGAGCGGGUGGGAGCUGCAUUCCUCCACUGGAAUCCAACAUCCUGACUGCCGCUACAAGCCGAUCGGAUACAAACGCUGUAGGGACAGGAGUGGAACCACCCUUCACGGUCUGGGUCAAAGGGAUUGGCAGAAGAAUGCUGGCGCCAGGUGCCCAGGGGCAGGAUGGCGUUGUGUUGGCAGAGAGCUGCAGUUGUUAGAUGGUUCCUCUUGAUGCUCCUGUGGCACUGGGCACCUCUGGGCCCACUGAGCUGGUUUCUGGCUCUGGCUGAGCGUCUGGACCAGAAGACCUCACCGUUUUCUUCCAUCUCCGGCCGGAGCAGCGGCCAGCUGGACUGGCUCCUGUCUGAUAAAGGGCCCUUCCAUCGCUGUCCAGAAUACACCGAGUUCAAAGAACGCUUCCAGCAAGGCUUCUCCACACGCUAUAAAAUCUACAGGGAGUUUAGUCACUGGAAAGUCAACAGCUUGGUGACAGAGAAGAGAGACUUCUUCAAAGCCCCGCUGCCUUUGGCGCCCGAGUUUUUACGCAACCUCAGGCUUCUGGGGAGAAGGCCGAGCCUUCAGCAGAUUCAUGAAAAUCUGAUCAAGAAAUAUGGCACUCAUUUCUUGGUAUCAGCCACAUUGGGAGGGGAGGAAUCACUCACGAUCUUCUUGGACAAACAGAAGCUGAGCAAAAAGUCAGAGGGCAACGGAAACAGCUCCGUGGUCUCCCUAGAAAUCUUGCACCAGUUGGCGGCGUCAUACUUCACAGACAGAGAGAGCACCCUGCGAAGACUCCACCACCUGCAGAUCGCUACAUCUGCCAUCAAGGUAACAGAGACCAGAACGGGGCCUCUUGGAUGCAGUAACUACGACAGCCUGGAUUCCGUCAGCUCUGUCUUAGUGCACAGCCCAGAAAAUAAAAUCCAUCUGAAAGGUCUACAGGAUGUGCUUCCUGAGUUUCUGCGGAAUCGUUUUGUGGAGGCGGCGCUCAGUUACGUGGCGUGUAAUUCAGAGGGCGAGCUACUGUGCCGCAACAAUGACUGCUGGUGCCGCUGCUCCGCAAAGUUCCCUGAUUGUAACUGCCCCUUUGCAGACAUCAAAGCUAUGGAGGAGAGUCUGCGUAAGAGCAAAGAGUCCUGGGUCAACCUCAACAAUGACUUCAUGGAGUCAGAUGAGUUCAAGGCCUUUCUCAAGAAAUUGCCAACAGAUCAUUUUGUAAACACCUCUGCCGUCUUAAAGUUCUGGACAUCAGAUCUGGUCCUGCAGAGACGUUAUGGUCUGCUGGAGGCGAGCACUAAAGUGGUGCUGGGAAAAGCCAUCAAGAUAGUGCGCAAACUCUUCGCUCUCAGCAAGCGCUGUCCCACACAGCCAAAGAUCAGCCUGCCUAGAGAAAGGACUCUGGGUUUUUGGCUCAACAAAGCCCAGUCUCUGUUGUACUGCAGCGAGCAUGGUGUGCACGGCACCUUCUCUGAAGAACUGCAGGGCUGCAUCUGCGCCGCAGAGCAACGCGCUGUCUGCCAGGGCACCGUGCCAUGUAGGGUGGGUGAGGGGACCCUCUGCUCAUCCUGCGCCCCGGACAACAUCACCCGCUGUGGCACAUGCCUCCCAGGCAGCAUCCUCCAUAUGGGCUUCUGCCGCCCCAACAUCGCCAACUCUUUGGACCACUACGUCAACUUUGACUUUGACAUGCCGGACGCAGAGAUGCGUUACCUCCUCCAAAGGCUCGAUAGCCGCAUGGAGGUCCACGCCAUCUACAUCAGCAACGACGUGCGCCUAGGCAGCUGGUUCAACCCGGCGUGGAGGAAGCGCAUGCUGCUCACCCUCAAGAGCAACAAGAACAAGUCCAACCUCAUCCACAUGCUGAUGGGGAUCUCUUUCCAGAUCUGUUCCACCAAGAACAGCACGCUGGAACCCGUGCCUGCUAUCUAUGUCAACCCCUUCGGGGGCAGCCACUCGGAGAGCUGGUUUAUGCCAGUCAACCAGCAGGACUUCCCAGACUGGGAAAGAACUAAAUUGGAUGCCUCACUCCAGUGCUACAACUGGACCCUCGCUCUUGGCAGCAAAUGGAAGUCCUUCUUCGAAACGGUGCACAUCUACCUGCGCAGUCGCAUCAUCACUGACGAUCCUUCCGUCAACGAGACGCUUUUUUACGAGCCGCUGGACCUGGAUGACCACUCGGCCAACCUGGGCUACAUGAAAAUCAACAGUCUGAAGGUCUUUGGCUACAGCAUGCACUUUGAUCCAGAGGGGAUCAAGGACCUGAUCCUGCAGCUGGACUACCCGUACACGCAGGGAUCCCAGGAUGCGGCCUUCCUGAUGCUUCUGGAGAUGAGGGACCGCAUCAACCGGCUCUCUCCGCCGGGAGCCCAGCCGCUGGACCUCUUCUCCUGCCUGCUGAGGCACAGGCUCAAGCUUUCGUCUAGCGAGGUGGUGCGCAUACGGGAAGCGCUCCAGAGUUUUAACGCCAAGCUCCCCAACUCCACAGAGCCAGAACUCAGCCAGCUGUGCAGCUAGCUCAAAUGAGCCUCUGUUGCUCAUUUUUGCCUGCCUCUGAGAAUGUAUUUGUAAAUGUGAUGAGAGAGAAAGAGAAAAGAAAUUUAUUGUCAGUGUGCGUGUAAAUGUUUGUGGAUGAGAUUGUCUUUGAACCCUCUUCCUUUGGGCGGCAAUUGUAAGAAGCAGAAUUUUUGAUUGUAACAGAUACUGGAGCAUACCGUGUGGAAGCCGUACGUUGCCAGAAUAUUCCCUUGCUGGGAAACCCUUGUUGGAUCUAGCCUACAGUCAAAUCUACUUAGUGUCUUUGAGUAAGGGUUCCUUUUGAGACAAUGGACUGCCUACACGAUCCAUGAAAAAGAACAUUUUAAGUCAGAAUAUAUACCUACGGUUUCUUAGCACGCAGAUGUGCUGGUGCUGUAGUUAUCCUUGGUGAUGUCAUUGUUCGAGAUGGAGAAUGGACAAUAAGAAGUCCAUUCCGAUGUAAAGUAUCGGAGCACAGUGGUCCAACAGUUAUAACAAUCAGCAAAGAUUCAAAUUCGUGCUUUUCUAUUUUAUCUGGAUUUGCAAAUCCUGUAUUGUGAGAUCUGUAUAUCUGUAUUUAAUGUGGGAUUGAAUUGCCAGAAUGUUGGAUAUGAAUUCCUUUGUAUUCAGAGAUAUGGCUAAACCAAAAGGUGAACAUGAGAGCAAACUGAAUGGCGAAAUUUCUUUACAGUUUUUUUUAAUGUUUAUUGAAAUCUCUUUUGAGAAGGCAACCUUAAGGUUACGGUACAUGCUUACUAUAUUGUUUUGAAAAGGUUUGUUGGCCGCUUUGUAAAUACUGCUCAUCUCAUUCGAAACGUGAAAAGCUUCACAUUGCUUCUUGGAUAUAUACUGAUAAACACAUGUAUUUGUACUUUUUGAAAGUGCAAAGACCAAAAAGAAAAGAAAAAACACACACUUUAACACAAAACAACUGCCUUAUGAAGUGAAGUCUCUGUUCUGAUAUCAAAGCACACUUGGCUGUAUGUCUCUCUCUUUAAGAAAAAACACUUUUUUCUCUUUCUUUUUUUUCCUCUAUACUAAAUUCUGAUUUCAGUUACAGUGACCUCUAAUCUGUAAAUGUCAAUUUUUAAUUGAAGUAUUAUAUGAGGAGUGCAUUGUGUCAUCUAUGUGCAAAUACAGAGUUACAUUUACAUCACUUGAUUCAAUAGCUUUGUUUUUUUUCACAGCAUUUUCCUGAUUUUCUAUUAGACACUUGAUGAUGUGACGAGGCAUAACUGUAAUACAUGAAUUCAUUUUAGUAUCUCUACAUCUAGAGGCAAUUAUUUCCACUCAGCAUUUAAUAACUGUACAUGUACUGCUUAAGUGUUCUUGAUUAAGUUGCUUAAGUUGUUUGUCAACACAAACAGCCACAGAAUUACAGCCUUUGACAACACAGAGCAUUUAUUACUGCUUUUUAUAUAAAACUGGAAUGUGUGGAAAUGUCUUUGAAAAUUGCAUAUAUGCAUCAACAUAAAAAAAACGAUCAGUUUUCUGUCAAGAUAAGAUGGAUCGCUCAAUAUACGAGGAGCAACUUUUACAGUGCGAGGUAAAAAAACUGAAUAAAAAAGUGCAAUUUAUGCUGUUGUCAUGGAGAGCUGUAGGACCUUCACGAUAUAUAUGUGACUCGAAUGCAAAGGGGGAAAAACAUUCUCACUAAAUUCAGAAGAUGGAAAUCACAGUCUGUAAAUAUGAGCUGUUUAUCUUAAUGUCUAACACAGGAAUCGGUUUUCACCCUUCAACAAAUUGUCAAGACAGUGAAGGGCGUUGAAUCAAUCACAACAGCACUAUGUAAACUGGCAUAGCCUCCCUCUUAAGAAGGCAUAAACUAUCUGAAUAUUUCUGUAUUUUAUGAUUUAUUAUGACUAAAAUGCCUGAAUUUACGUUUUUUUUUUUUUUUUUUUUUUUGAGAAACACUUUAUAAUAACUUAAAUGAAUUCAUAAACAAAAAUGAAAUGAAGUCUUAAACAAAAUAUUUACAUAUAUACUGUACACUACUGUUCAAAAGUGUGGGGUUGGUAAGAUUUUUUUAAUGUUUUUGAAAGAAGUCUCUUCUGCUCACCAAGGCUGCAUUUAUUUGAUCGAAAAUACAGUAAAAUACAUUGUGAAAUAUUAAAAAAAAAAACAGUUUUCUGUUUUAAUAUACUGUAUUUCAAAAAGUCAUUAAUUCCUGUGAUGGCAGUCUUCAGUGUCCUUCAGAAAUCAUUCUAAUAUGCUGAUUUGAUGCUCAAGAGACUUUUCUUAUUAUUAUCAGUGUUUUAAAAAAAGUUGUGCUGCUUAAUAUUUUUGUGGAAACCGUGAUAUUGUUUUCCCUAGGAUUCAACAUAAUUUGUCUGAAAUGGAAAUCCUUUGUAACACUGUAAAUGUAUUUACUGUCACUAUUAAAUGAAUGCGUCCUUGCCUAAAUAAAAGUAUUAAUUUCUGUUACUGACCCCAAACUUCUGAACUGUAGCGUAUAGUUAUGAAUAUUGGUAACAUUUUACAAUAAGGUUCAUUAGUUAACAUGAACUAAUAAUGAACUGCACUUCUACAGCAUUUAUUAACCUUUGUUAAUGUUAUUUUCAACAUUUAUUAAUACAUUAUUAAAAUCUUGUUAACAUUAGUUAAUGCAAUGUGAACUAACAUGAACAAACAAUGAACAACAGUAUUUUCAUUAACUAAUGUUAACGAAGAUUAACUACAGUAACACAUGUAUUGCUCAUGGUUAGUUCAUGUUAGUUAAUACAUUAACUAAUGAACCUUAUUGUAAAGUGUUACCUGAAUAUUAAAUUAAUAUGUACAAUAACCAGUUUUAACAAGUGAAGCAUAUAGGCCUGGUGUACUAUUUAAAAAUGUAUAAAAAGUUAUUGAAUAGUGUCACCUUUUUAUCUCAUGGAUAUGUGAGAUAUAAAUCUUGAGUCAAUAUCUCACUGUUUUGUAUUUGGAGUUUAGAAAUUUUUGUUUGUUUUUUUAUCCUCCAAUCUAAUAUAUUUCUGAUUAAAAUAGCUCCAGCCAUCAUGGUCUCAUUCUUGUUUAUGUGCACAGUUGACUGAGAAAGCUAUUAGAUUUUUCUGUGCAAAGGCAUGAGAUGAAAAUUAUUUACCAAGGCUCUGACCAUCUACUGAAUGUAUGUAUUGUAAUACACUCUCAUUUCAAAGUGAACGUACUUAUAUGUCUAAUCCAGCCAUUUUUGUGAUUCCAGAUUUUACUAUUUAAAGGGAAAGUUCACCCAAAAAUGAAAAUUUUGUCAUUAUUUAUUCACUCUCAAGUUGUUCUAAACCUGUAUAAAUUUCUUUGUUCUGCUGAACACAAAGGGAGAUAUUUGGAAGAAUGUUUGUAACCAAGCAGAUCUCGCCCCCCAUUGACUACCACAGUAGGAAAAAAAAAUACUACGGUAGUCAAUGGGGGGCGAGAUCUGCUUGGUUACAAAGAUUCUUCCAAAAUAUCUUCCUUUGUGUUCAGCAGAACAAAGCAAUGAGGUUAAGUAAAUGACCAUUUUUGGGUGAACUAUCCUUUUAAGUUUAACUUUAGCACAUAUACCCCCGGUUUCACAGACAAGGCUUAAGCUAGUCCUAGACUAAAAUGCGUGUUUGAGUUGUUUUAACUGAAAUCAACAGAUCUUAAAAUAUGUCAGUGCCAUUGUUUUGUCUCAAGAUGCACACCAGUAAUGUUAUUUUCUAGUGUAUGUUUAUAAAAGCUACUUAAAUAUCCUAAUUAAAAUAGGACUUAAUCCUAGCUUAGGCUGUCUGUGAAACCGGGCCUUGAUGUUAACUUGCAGCCAAUACUCUGCUUUUGAAGCAUUGUACAUUUACGAUCAACACAAGGCAGACAAGCUCUCAGAUUCUUUACUGUAACAGUUACAACAAGCAGCCUUGUUUUUUGAUUUCUUUGGGAAUUCACCAAGGGUGUUAUUCUGAUUCUGCUUUUCAGAUACACAAGAUUCUGCUUUUCUGGAAACAUGUAAAAAUGUGACCUACUUUCAGGCUUUCUCUGCACGCCAUUUCAGUGACUUGAAAAUAAAACGGGAGAUUUUUCAGAAAAAAAAAAACGUUUGAAAAGCAGUCCUCAUUAGCAUUCUUUGAAAAAAAUGCUCUAAUGUGCACAGUAAUGCUGCAGGAAAGGGGCAAAAAACAAUUAUUUGUAGUGAAAUCAUUGCAUUAAUUAAUUUCAGCCUGUAGUUAUUUACUGAGCAUGCUCUGAAACAAAAUGGCAUGUUGUCAAGCGAAUCCAGCUCCUGGAGUUUGAGGUAUCCGCUGAGUCAACUUAAAUACGUCUGAAUGCUAUUUUAGGACAUUUCAGCUCUGUUCUUGAUUUGGGUCGCAAUCAGUUUUCCCCAUCCUGUCUUUAAAGUACACUUCUGUGCUGCAGACACACAUAUAUCUGUAUGAGUACAGUGGUGACGAAUUCAUUAUGCCUGUACAUACAGCAAUUUUAUGAAUAAUGUUCAAAUAAGAUUCAAUCUCAGAGGGGUCAGCCCAGGGUCCUGCCUUCAGCCUCCAUGUAUUGCCAUAGUGGGACAUAUGGGAUACUUUUUUUUUUUUUUUUUGAGAGGUAUCAAUGUCCAGAACCAAAGUGCUGAAUGUAAAUAGUCUGACUGCAUCCAUUUCUAUGAGAGACAAUAUAGCUCAGUUACGAGCAUGAAAUAUUGUAGAGGGGAUUCUGUAUGUGUCGUAUGAUUCGGUACAGAGUCAGAUAUGGACAGGUGUGGCCAUAAUAUUAUCUUUAUACUCUUAAGAUCAUUUCUCUCUCUCUCUCUCAAUGUUUUAACAAGAUGUAAAUGUUCUUAUAUGAAUUAAUAAAAGGAAAAAGCAAUCCUUUCCCCA
Messenger RNA from Ctenopharyngodon idella (grass carp), 7929 nucleotides. It is a transcript of the gene brinp2, whose product is annotated as bone morphogenetic protein/retinoic acid inducible neural-specific 2. NCBI's taxonomy places the organism in Eukaryota, Metazoa, Chordata, Actinopteri, Cypriniformes, Xenocyprididae. Gene Ontology annotation, biological process: negative regulation of mitotic cell cycle; positive regulation of neuron differentiation. The coding region runs from base 800 to 3130 and encodes 776 amino acids. The record is from RefSeq and is a predicted model, not a curated record. The transcript has 8 exons.